Paramecium tetraurelia is the source of this 693-nucleotide messenger RNA. RefSeq lists its product as uncharacterized. Lineage: Eukaryota; Ciliophora; Oligohymenophorea; Peniculida; Parameciidae. The record is from RefSeq and is a predicted model, not a curated record. The transcript is spliced from 5 exons.
AUGAAAACAAUUUCUCUGAUUCCUUCAACAGAAUAAGUUGUGACAGGGUAAACUUGGAUUGGUGGUCCUACUUAUGAAUUAUAAAAGCAACACGUACCUGGGUAUGCUGGACAUGUGAGAGGAUUAAAAGCUGAAUCAUAAUAUGGAAAACCUUUUGCAAAGAUUACAGCUGAGUGUAUGGAAGAAAGAUUAGCUAGAUGUACAAAUUCUGAAGAGAGAGAAAGAUUAUAAACAAGUUAUAAGAUCGAGUUUGGAGAACCCAAUUUAAGAAAACCAUAACUUUAAACUGCAGCUGAAAGAAUUUUAGAAGAUGCUCGCCGAUAAGAGAAAGCUGUAAAUGAGAGAAAUUAUCGAACAUUCUAAUCUAUGCCUAAAACAAUUAAUGAUAUCCCCCCAAUCGAUAGAUUACCAGUCGUUGGGUAUCAAGGGUUCCGACCAGUGUUUAGACAUCCAUUAAAAUAAGUUGUUCCUCCUGAAAAACCAUAACCCUAUGUACAUCCCUUAAAUCAAAUGGACGAAGGAAUGGCAAAGACUAUGCUUGAAACUAAUGAUAGAUUCAGAUAAACUUAUGAACAACAAAAGCCUCCCAUUGUUGGAUAUACUGGAUUCAUGACUGGCAUUAAAGCAGAGAAUAUGUAUGGUGAAUCCUAUAAGGAUAUCAGCCAUUAAGUUUUAUAAAGGAAGUAAAGAUGA